Cololabis saira (Pacific saury) is the source of this 3238-nucleotide messenger RNA. RefSeq names its product protein kinase C, theta (gene prkcq). Lineage: Eukaryota; Metazoa; Chordata; Actinopteri; Beloniformes; Belonidae. The transcript is spliced from 18 exons. Gene Ontology annotation, biological process: peptidyl-serine phosphorylation; intracellular signal transduction. Gene Ontology annotation, molecular function: diacylglycerol-dependent serine/threonine kinase activity; ATP binding. The record is from RefSeq and is a predicted model, not a curated record. The coding region runs from base 358 to 2505 and encodes 715 amino acids.
UAAAAGCUGUGACUGCGCUCCGACCAUCAGAUCAGCGCUCGGGAAGUAGCGGAGACAAACUUCAGGGCAAACUUGUCAUUUUAAGGUUGCUUGAAGGACGGAAAAAAGAAGAAAAAAACCAGCUCCUCUCAACCUCCUCCCCCUCCCUGCCAACCCAUCUUUCCUCUGAAGGAGAAGGGGUAGUCAGUAUGUGCUGCAGACGAGGAAGGGUGGCUGAAAGCAACACAGAAGUUUUUACAAAGAUCUGAGAAGAUUCAGUUCUUCAUAGAGCUUCACAACAAGGACUAUUUUCCAUCUUCAACGUUUCCCAGAGAUCGACUGGAUAGCUGAGUGGAGGUCAGACAGCAAUCUGUGAAUAUGUCGCCGUUCCUGCGGAUUGGAUUCUCCAACUUUGAGAUCGAUCCUGGUCUGGCCUACUAUGAAGAGGUGCUGAACCCGUACUGUGCUGUGUACAUGAAGGAGGCCGUUGACACAGAGAAGGGCCAAGUGUACAAGCAAAAGAAGCCCACCAUGUACCCACCAUGGAGCACUACAUUCGAUGCCCACAUUCACCGUGGACGCAUCAUGCAUGUGAUGGUAAAGGACCGGACGGCAGAGCUGAAGUCUGAAGCCAUGGUGGCUCUGGACUCACUAGCAACACGCUGCAAGAAGGAGAACGGAAAGCUGGAGAUUUGGUUGGAUCUGAAACCGCAGGGUCGUCUUCUGAUGGAGGCCAGAUACUUUCUGGAGAAAAGCGAUGCUGCAGGUCAGAGUGACCCUGACCCGGAGAGAGAGGGUCUGUUCACCCUCCACCAGCGACGUGGUGCCAUCAAACAGGCCAAAGUUCAUGUUGUCAAAUGUCACGAAUUCAGUGCCACUUUCUUCCCACAGCCGACUUUCUGCUCCGUCUGCAAAGAGUUUGUCUGGGGUCUUAAUAAGCAGGGCUACCAGUGCAGACAGUGCAAUGCAGCUAUCCAUAAAAAAUGCAUAGACAAAGUUAUAGCCAAGUGCACUGGUUCAGCCAUAAACAGCAAAGAAACAAUGAUCCACAAGGAACGCUUCAAGAUCGACAUGCCCCACAGGUUUAAAGUCUACAACUACAAAAGUCCCACCUUCUGUGAACACUGUGGGACUCUGCUGUGGGGCCUAGCCAGGCAGGGCCUCAAAUGUGAGGAAUGUGGCAUGAAUGUCCACCACAAAUGCCAGAAGAAGGUAGCCAACCUGUGUGGGGUCAACCAAAAACUGAUGGCUGAAGCUCUGGCCAUGAUCGGGAGCAAACAGCAGGCAAAAAGCUCCAGAGACUCUGAAAUUAUUGGUCGUGAAGGACCAGUUGGCAUCGGCCAGCCAGGAGUGGUCCGAGCGCCGUCUGGGUUAAUUAUGGGUUUACCUGCCACAGCGACGCCAGCAAACAGAGAUGUGCAGGGCAUUUCAUGGGAGGGACCAGCAGAUGUUGGCAGGCUGAGCACUGAAAUCCCAAGAGAAGAACCUCUGUACGCCGUUCCGAAGAAGGAUCAUCAACCUAAAUUUGUUAUUGAGGACUUUGUCCUGCACAAGAUGCUUGGGAAAGGCAGCUUCGGAAAGGUGUUCCUUGCUGAGUUGAAAAAGACUGGACAGUUUUUUGCUGUGAAGGCUCUUAAGAAAGACGUGGUCCUGAUGGACGAUGAUGUUGAAUGCACCAUGGUGGAGAGGAGGGUGCUGUUUUUGGCCUGGGAAAACCCUUUCCUCACGCACCUUUACUGCACUUUUCAGACCAAGGAAAACCUGUUCUUUGUGAUGGAGUAUCUGAAUGGAGGUGAUCUCAUGUUCCACAUCCAAAACUGCCACAAAUUUGACUUAUAUAGAACCACCUUUUAUGCAGCUGAGAUCAUCUGUGGGCUUCAGUUCUUGCACUCUAAAGGAGUAAUUUACAGGGACCUGAAGCUGGAUAAUGUACUGCUAGAUUCAGACGGUCACAUAAAGAUUGCAGAUUUUGGUAUGUGUAAGGAGAACAUGCUGGAUGACUCGCGGACUGCAACCUUCUGUGGAACCCCCGACUACAUCGCUCCUGAGAUUCUACUGGGUCAGAAGUACAACAACUGUGUAGACUGGUGGUCGUUCGGGGUGCUCCUAUAUGAGAUGCUGAUUGGUCAGUCUCCGUUUCACGGCCGAGACGAAGAAGAGCUGUUUCAGUCCAUACGAACAGACACCCCUGUUUAUCCCAAAUGGCUCGCCUUCGAUGCCAAAGAUAUACUAGAGCAGCUGUUUGUGAGGGAACCCGAGGAGCGCCUGGGAAUGAAGGGCAACAUCAGGCAGCACAGCUUUUUCAGCAGCAUCGACUGGAAUGCCCUGGAGCGACGAGAAGUUACACCGCCCUUCAGACCAACUUUAAUGUCACCAAGCGACUGCAGCAAUUUUGACAAAGAGUUCAUCAAUGAGAAGCCGAGACUAUCAUGUGCAGACCGCACACUCAUCAACAGCGUUGACCAGUCCAUGUUCAAAAACUUCUCCUUCGUUAACCCUGGGAUGGCUCGUAUCACAGCACGUUGACCAAAAACCAAUAAACUGCUUACUCCUUCACAACCAGCACUGACUGCAACUAGAAAUAAAUAAGAACUUUAUCUUGUGGAUGUCGCCUGACUCAAUUGGAUCCACAGACAGAUGAUGAAACCACUGAGAGGGUCUCCCGAGUCUACAACACCCACAAUGCAACUGUGACUGUAUAUUUUUUACUUUGAAAGAAGAAACAAAUCUUUAAAAAGCAGACAAAACGCAUGAAUGAAAUAAGUGACAAUUAUGUUCUAAAAUCUAUUUUUAAAGAAUUAAAUCAAGAAGCCAUUUGUUUUUAUGUGUAUGUUUUUUGUUUAGCGUUUUUCCAAAAAUGUCAAAAGGAAAAUGGAGAAAAAUGUAUUCUGCCUCCAUUUGGUUUUGUGCUUUUUAAGUUUGUAAUCCCAUACUGAUAUUGAAUUUGUGCCACCUCAUUAUAAAUUAAGUUCACAUCUUCAAGUAAAUCAAACUGUGACUUCGUUUUACUACGAAACUGGUGAAUUUAGGUUAAAAAUAUUUUUUGUGUGUAAAUAACUAUCUGAUUUUGUUAAUAUACUGCACUAUAGUUGAUAAAUUCUGUUAACACUUCAGGAUUAUUGUUUACAUGUUUCAGUGUCGUCUCGGGAGUUUUAAUGGUGAUCUAAAUAAGUCAAACAUAGAUUCUUGCAUAUUGUAGACUUUACUGUGACUUUCGUUGUGGAAACUGUAAAAUAAAGUGUAUGUGGUGUUUGUUUAA